GGUUCUGAACAAAUUUAUCUGCACCCUUGGCUUCACUGGCAAUCUUGCCUGCACAAAAGUUCGGCGCAGUGUUCAUUCAUCACAACAUUACAAUGAUAUCAAACUGAACUUGGAAACGGAUUUUCAAUUGAUGUACAAUACGGCACCCACAAGAUUGGAAUCGAAUGUGCUGGCCAUUCCACGUUGGAUCGACUUGGAAAAAAUGAAUCAAAACGAGAACGAGAAAUUAGAGUUUGAAUUUACUAGACAAUCAAUUCUUAUUGAUUUUAAAAACAUCAAAAUAAAACUUAAAGAACUACUAGACAUAAAUGAAAUAGCUACUGAUGACGAAAAGCUGCCAAUUCAAUUAUUCAACCUAAACUCGACUAUCACUGAUCAACUUAGGGAAAAGGCCAAAGCAAACCGAAAUGCGGAACAUUGUCGGUUGCACAAAUAUAUUUUAAAUCAAGAACUAGCUAACGAACGGGUUAUCCAAAAAUGCUGGAGUAUUAUGGAACGAAAACCAAUAAAAGUCAGAUCUAUAUUCGUUAAACUUUUUGUCGAAAAUUAUCCAUCACUACCGAAAGAAGGGAAUGAAUUGUUCCAACAAAGAAUAGGUGUUUAUCGAGAAACUGAGCAAAUGGCUAGUCACGAUGCUCUACUUCCCUGGAAACCAACGCCCACAUACCAACUGGAAUCGAUUCUAAUUCGGGACCCUGAUUACGGAAACACAAUCGAUUUGUUGUCACGUGCACAGGUUAAAAAGUAUAAUUCACUCACCGGAACUUCAACUCAUUUAUAUGUAGAACCGUUAUCCCUGCGUUACGAACAAUUAGAAGUCGUUACAUUUGAGCAAUUGUACUUUGAGAAUGUCUGUGGCAAUAUAGAGAUGAUGAAACUUCGUGAAGUAUUCAAUAGUAAAUUUGAUCAACUAAAAACGUUAAAAAAUAAUGAAAUGGAAAUUGUCCUUAAACGCAACAGCCGGUUACGUAUUAUUCAAAGUGAACUAUCUAUCAUAUCCAAACUCUUAGAUAUUGCUAAUUUUAAAUCAGAAACCAUAGUAGAUCCAUACUUUCAACCGGACGAAAUUCCUGAGACUAUAGUGAACACGAAAAACGAAGAAAUAUCUGUGGCUCAAUAUUUAACUCCCAGCAUGGAAGAAGUCCUCGCAUUUAAUCAGGCGGAGAAAAUUCGAAGACAGCAGGAGCUAAUGGCAGAUGAUUUCAAAGACCGUGCCCUCAUGGUGAUGAUGGAUGGGGUUCUAAAACAUCGCUGGGAAGAUGAAAUAAAAAAAACAACGCCAAUUCCCCAUUGCAUAGAAACCGGAAAAGAUCCUCAGUAUUACAAUGAAUCUGAUAUCAAAGAAGUAAAGGAAUAUGAAGAGCAGCUUAUUUUUGUGACUCAAGAGCGAUUACGCUACAAACAAUUACUUGAGGUAGAAAAAAAUCACAUUGUUGAAAGUCUAGAAAACCAGAUUAAACAAUUCAACGUGAAAGUUGGUGAAUGCUUACUGGAAAAGAUGCGUAUAGAAUCGGCGAUACGAGAAGAGGAAUUGCGGAUUCUUAAAAACACAUUUUAUAACCAGCAACGGCUCAUUUAUGAUCGAAAGACAAGUUCUUUGCGGCAUGGUAUUGAUGAUACGCACAAGCAAAUCGACGAUUUAAUGAUGAUAAUAGCUGAACUUCAAGAAAAAGUCAAUGACAGUAAAAAUUCUUACGAAACACUCAAUACUAAAGAUAGAAUGUUAGACAAGCAGUUCAAAACGAACUUUUCUGACAAUGCUCAGAUGGCGAUUGUGGACCAAGCCUACAAAAUCUUCAAGAAGCGCCCGAAAGUACAGCUGCGAGCUGCGGUUACCGUAUCUAUAUUUCAAGACUUAGCGAAAAGAAUCACAGCCAAGAAAACAUGUCAAUCUAGUGACAUGCUUAUUCCACAUGAAUGCAUAGAUCACCUUGCAGCGUGCGAAAGCUUAGAUAACGUGAAUAAUUGUCCCACCGGCAUGGACAGCAAUGUGUGGCAAACUUUAUGCAAAAUGAGACGAAUCAAGAUAGAGAGUGAAUUCAGACUGAAAAGUUGCGAGAUUCAAUUAGCAGACACAGAAGCAGCUUUGAACGCUUUUCAAAGAGAACUUACAUCAAAAAAGAAUAUGUUGAAUACAUUAGAAAACAGAAUGAACGAGCUACUGAAUGAAAAGGCACCAGUACAAAAGGUUAUCUACAUCACGCUGCAGAGCAUCACGGUCGGAGGCUGA
Molecule: messenger RNA, 2230 nt
Organism: Wyeomyia smithii (pitcher-plant mosquito)
Lineage: Eukaryota; Metazoa; Arthropoda; Insecta; Diptera; Culicidae
Product: cilia- and flagella-associated protein 43
Exons: 9
Coding region: 131-2230 (699 amino acids)
Biological process (GO): cilium assembly
Cellular component (GO): axoneme
Source: RefSeq, a predicted model, not a curated record